UAGCUUAUUUGACAGCUGGUUCACCCAAUCCCAAUAAAUUUCACUUAUUUCAGCAAUCGGAUUAAUCCUUAAGGAAAUAUGUAAUAUAUUUUGAUAUAAAAUAAAAUCUUUCAACCAUUAUGUUACAAACAUAGUGUAUUGAAGAGUCGAAUUGUAGAAGUUUUGGUGUAGUGUGAAAUGGUUUCCUGUUGAUAUCGUCAUAAAUCAUUAAACAUGGGGUCCAUGCGUCCAACGGGACGUUUCCUUUCAUUCACGAACAACAUACAAAGGACACAGAAACAACCUGUGUCUAGUGGUUUCCCACAAAGUCUGUCGGGAAGUGAGACAGAUGUAUCCACAUCAAAUGAGAACUUGUCAAGAGAGGAGCGCUAUGUCGUCCGGCAUACUGCUCGAGUUGAACCCCAGGGUCAAGAGAAUCAAAGUCAGAACAACAAUGGAAAUAAUAGAAACUCAUUAAAGGAAAGUGUCACAGGCAGCAAUCGCAACUCUCUGAAAGAUUCUGUGGGAGGUGGGAACAGCAAUAGAAGUUCUUUAGAUGUUUCUUCAUCUUCUUAUAAUACACUUAUUAUUCAUAAUCAGGACGAUUCUUGGCCGACGCGACCAACGCCGAUUCGAGAACACGAACGAACAAACAGUGAGGUUAAACACCCUAAUACACAAUCUUCUCCAUAUCAUACGUUAAAGAAAACAGAGGGGAAGAAACCUAGUGGCAUACCGUUGCCUAAGAUGCAUAAAGAACAAACUGUAACAACUAACACUAACUAUAUUGACAUUGGUGGUCAGAGGAUUUAUACUAGCCCACCGGAUCACGGGGUGCAGGAAAUAACGGAGAUCCCAGAUGACUUCCUGAACCAGUCAUCAGUACUGAAGCACCUGGCCAAGGAGGUAGCGCAGUCGCCGACGCCGCGCGGACCCACGCCCCCCGCCUCGCCGCGCGCCUCGCCCCGCACCUCGCCCCGCACCUCCCCGAGACAUCGCGACCGUGCCAAGGACAAACUCAGCAAGGAUAAACUUAGCCUCUCCAGAUCACAACCUGAUCUCACCAGUGUGGGCGUGGGCGUGGGCGUGCGCGCGGUGCCGGGCGGGUCGGAGUCGAGCGGGUGGUGCAGCGGCGGCGAGGGCUCGCUGGAGGAGUCAGACGACGCGUUCGCCGCGGUGCUGGACGCGCUCGCCGCUGAGAACCACCAGCUGAAGAGGCAGCUAGCUGACGCCUGCGAGCGCGUCGCCAAGACCACAAAGUUGGAGGAGGAGGUGGAGAAGGUGCGUCGCGCACAUGAGGAGCUGGUGGGGUCUUGUGAACGUCGCGAGCGGCUGGAGCGCGCGGCACGGCUUCGCCUGCAGGCGGACUGCCGCAGACUGCAAGACCUCAACAGGGCGCUCAAACAACAGGUGGAGCUAGUAUCGCAAGGCGUGCGUAACGAGAGCGACAACAACGCGGAAGCGCUGCGCAAGGAGUUGCAGAACAGAGAGAUGCUCAUCGCACAGCUCAUCACACAAAACAAGGAGCUGGCAUGCGCCAAGGAACGGCAGGAGAUAGAGAUGGCAGCACAGCGCGCCACGCUGCAGGAGCAGCGCACGCACAUCGACAUUCUCGACACAGCGCUCACCAACGCGCAGGCAAACGUCGUACGGCUAGAGGAGGAGUGUCGUCACGCGAGCGGGUACGUGGAGCGCGUGCUGGGUCUGCAGCGUGCGCUGGCCUCGCUGCAGCAGGCCUCCGACCGCCGCGAGCACACCGAGCGCAAGCUGCGCGCACAGCUUGAGAAGGAGCUGCAGACUCUGCGUAAGCGCGAGUGUAACUGCGGCGGAGUGGGCGGCGGCGGUGGCGGGGGCGGAGUUGGUGGAGGUGUGGGCGGGGCGGCUGGGGGCGGGGCCGGGGAGGCGGAGCUGCGGCGGCAGGUGCGCGAGCGCGACGAGCGGCUGCUGGCUCUGGAGGGCGAGUGCGCUAAGUGGGAGCAACGCUAUCUGGAGGAGGCGGCGCUCAGACAGGCUGCCGUGUCCGCGGCCUCCAUACCUAAAGACGCGAAAAUAGCAGCACUGGAGAAGACGUCAGCGGAAUCGGAGCGGCUGAUGGCGGAGGCGCGAUGCGAGAAGAUCCGGCACAUGGACGAGCUGCACUCCGCACAAAAGAAGGUAGCUGAUCUAGAGAGCAGAGUGAAGGAGUUGGAAUCUAAGGUGGCAGAACGCGACGCCAUGAUCAAAGUAUUGCAGAAACACACUAGCGCCGCCUACGACAGCGGUGCAUCUUUACGCAACAAUUCUAGCCGGGAGGAACUGGUGGGCCUGUCAUCGGGCGCGUCGUUCUCCAGCGCGGAGGGCGUGGGCUCAGUGGGAGGGGGCGUGUCGCGCUACCGCCAUCUGGCGCGCAGGAACUACUCGCCGCACAAUGACAACGCCAGCGGUUGCGGUUUCGACAGCACAUCGCUGCGACUGGACGAGCAGCUGGCGGCGCUGGAGUCGCGACUGGAACGGCCGCCCGUGCCCGCCCGUGGUCUAUGCUGCUUCCCCGGUCUGGGUGGUGUGGGUGUGGGGGGCCGCGCUGGGGGCGCUCGGGGUGGUGGUGGCGGAGAGGAGGCACUGCUGCUGGAGCGGCAAGGGCGUGCCUCACAGCAGACGCGCGCCGCGAGCCUGCCGCCGCCGCCCUCCGCGCUGCCCCGCCCACCCCGCAAGCCCUCCGCCAGGAACACCAGAUACGAUAGGCUUGAACACAACAACAGGAAGGAUUCGGAUGGAUCAGGUUCGAUAGCAUCCACAGCAUCUCGUAGCUCCCCAUUGCCGUACGACACGGUGCGCAAGCUGCCCUCAGUGCCGACGUCGGCGUCGUUGCCCGCAGCGGAGUCCCGGGAGUCUUUAGUACGCCCGCGGGACUCCAGCCUGCCCUCGCCCUCCAAGCUGGCCGUGUACGCCGCCGCACGCAGAAGAUCCGCUGAAUCAGCAAAAGAUAAUAAACGACCACAACACCAUUACCGAAUACAAUUUUAAACGAUUUGUGUAUUGCAUAAUGCAAUGUUGUUCAAUACGACAAAGUAUUAUUUAACAUUGAAGAAAAAAAAACCGCACUGUUUUUAAUUCAAAUUGCUCAGAAACAUACAUAUACAUUUAAGAUUCACUUACAAACCCCGAAAUAAUAGGUACCUGCUCGUGAAUUUUUUGUAAUUUUGCGAUAUGGUUCUAAAAGUCGAGAUGGUUUUAAGUCCAUUAUAAAAAUGACUUAAGAAUAAUAAUCGAAUAUUAUUAUAAAAAAAAUAUUACAUAAGAUAA
Messenger RNA from Papilio xuthus (Asian swallowtail), 3261 nucleotides. RefSeq lists its product as uncharacterized. The transcript has 18 exons. The coding region runs from base 214 to 2982 and encodes 922 amino acids. Gene Ontology annotation, biological process: regulation of cell migration; actin cytoskeleton organization. The record is from RefSeq and is a predicted model, not a curated record. Lineage: Eukaryota; Metazoa; Arthropoda; Insecta; Lepidoptera; Papilionidae. Gene Ontology annotation, cellular component: plasma membrane; cytoplasmic vesicle; bicellular tight junction.